GUCAUUGGGUGUAACUGCAGGCAACAUGGCGGCUCCCGUAAGGAUGCUAUGUUUCCCCGCGUUAAAACACUGCGGCCGAAGUUUGAGCACGACGCGAGGAGCUCAAGCUGGAGAAAAGUGGAGGAAAGAGCAUGGACUUGCACGCAGUGGCACCGAAUAUGGACCGCUGACUGAUCUACCUGAUUGGUCUUUUGCAGAUGGCAGGCCGGCACCUCCAAUGAAGGGCGCGUUGAGGAGAAGGCGGGAGAGGGAAGAAUUAGCGCGGCGCAUCGUCAUGCUCGAUUCCGAGGUAGACCGAGGCAUCGAGUCGUGUCGGAAGAGGGAGGAGGAAGCUCGAAGGAUCGAGGAGCACAAAAAGUCUCUGCUGCUCAAACCUAAAGGGCAGCUGCUAAAGAAGAACAAGGAGCCUCACAGUUAGAAGCAGCCUGGUAAAUAACAACUCCCCCCAAUUAUGUUAUUGUCAAUGUCCAGUUAUGUGUGGCAUUUUAAUGGAAUAAAUGAUUUCUA
Molecule: messenger RNA, 507 nt
Organism: Phycodurus eques (leafy seadragon)
Lineage: Eukaryota; Metazoa; Chordata; Actinopteri; Syngnathiformes; Syngnathidae
Gene: mrpl52
Product: mitochondrial ribosomal protein L52
Exons: 5
Coding region: 26-418 (130 amino acids)
Biological process (GO): mitochondrial translation
Cellular component (GO): mitochondrial large ribosomal subunit
Molecular function (GO): structural constituent of ribosome
Source: RefSeq, a predicted model, not a curated record